Lodderomyces elongisporus is the source of this 2595-nucleotide messenger RNA. RefSeq lists its product as uncharacterized. Bases 1 to 2595 code for a protein of 864 amino acids. The transcript has a single exon. Gene Ontology annotation, molecular function: RNA binding. Gene Ontology annotation, cellular component: P-body. NCBI's taxonomy places the organism in Eukaryota, Fungi, Ascomycota, Pichiomycetes, Serinales, Debaryomycetaceae. Gene Ontology annotation, biological process: deadenylation-dependent decapping of nuclear-transcribed mRNA; P-body assembly. The record is from RefSeq and is a predicted model, not a curated record.
AUGUCAUUCUUUGGAUUUGAUCCUACCCAGCCUCCAGCUGGGACGAGGAACGAUGAAGCGUAUGAUUUUGAAAAUACCUAUGACGGCUUAGGAGAGUUAGAAGAGGAUGAUGCAUUCAACUCAGAAACUUUUGGAACCAGCACGAACGAGAUUAGAAAGGAUUUUGAAUUUGGUCAUACCGACAAUAACACUGGUACCGGCGCUGGAUAUCAAGCUACUCCUCAUGCUUCCCAUACUUCUACUGCUGCCGCUGCCGCUGCUGCCACUGCUACUCCACAAUCGACUUCAAUUAGUUAUGCACAAGCUGCUCAAAGUGCACCAGUUAACGAUGACGAAUUUAUGCAAGAACUUUGGGGAGAAUCAAAUGCUCCAAGCAAAUCUGCAGGCGUAAGCACAAGUGCCAAAGGAGAUAGCCAAUCGUCAGAACGAAAAGUUCUUUCAUUGGAAGAGAUUGAAGCUCAAUUAACCGCAAUUGAUCAAAGUCAAAUGCCAAAUUUUGCUCAUCAACAACCUGGUCUGUUUCCACCACAAGGCUAUGGUGUUCCAGGGAUGAUGCCUCCGCCUCCCCAUAUUCCACCACAGCAUUUCAAUGGAUAUAUGAUGGGAGGAUUCAUUCCACCUAACCAAUUUGGUAUGCCUGGUAUGCCUCCUCAACCUAUGCCACCAAUGCAGCCACCUAUACCAUCAUCUCAGCCUCUUCCGCAUUCUCAACCUGUUCCUCCUCCACCGCAACAAGUUCAGCAACAGCAGCAACAGCAGCAACAGCCACUUGUAUCCAUACAGCAAGAGAAUCAACAGCCACGAAAUGCUAUCAAAGCCAAUGAACAAAAUGCUUCUCAACAAGCUCGAACCAAGCCUCAAAAAGUAGACUUGUCUCAAUUUCCUGUUCUUGGUUCGAAAGAGGCCACUCAGCAACAGCAACUUGCACAGCAUCAGCCACAAGCUCAGCAACCUCAUUAUCAGCAACAGCAACAUCAACAACAACAACAACAGCAACAACAUCAAAAUUUUUUGAGGGGGCAAGAGAAUCAGCAAUUCGAUGCACAUCAACAAUCUCCUCGUCACCACCAUCAACGCCUUCAAGAUCUCUCUCCCGAGGAAAGAGAUAAAGCUCUUAAGAGGCAAGAGAAGGUAUCGAGAAUCAUGAGAUACUCUGGUAUAAUGAAUCCAAAGGAUAAAGAUUUUGUCACUAGAUUCCAAUUGUCUCAGAUUGUUACUGAAGAUCCAUAUAAUGAAGACUUUUACGCUCAAGUGUACAAAGUUAUCCACCCUAAGUCUGCCAAUGGUACCCAGCUUCAGGCACCCGCUCAGCAAAACAAUUCGAUUGCUCAAGCAUACUUGGAUCACAGUGGCCAUAGAUUGGGUGGUCGCUACAAGAGAGCCGAUGUUGCGUUGCAAAGAAUGCAGCAACAGGUGCAAAAAGCGGUUGCAGUUGCCAAAGAUAGACCCAAACCCAACCAAUUAUCUAAAGAGGGUGCGUUGGGUAAGAUUUCGUUUGCUAGCGGUAAAAAGCCCAGACAACAGUUGGAAAUUAUUAGUAAAGCGGCCGAAAGAGAGAAGGAGAACAAGUCGGGAAACAAAGGUGAUGAUGCUAACAGCAGCAGCAGCAACAACAACAACAAGAACAACAACAAUGGCAGCGGCAGCGGCAUUGGUGCUGGUGACGAAGACGUAAGGAAAUACGGUAGAAAAGAUAUUCUUGGUAUCCUUGAAAAUAUUAUUUCUGAAUUGAUGAAUGUCGAAAGUGAAUCAAGAACACUGGUUGAUAUCGAUACUUCCAAACUUUGGGAAGCAAUGAAAGUUUUGGAGCAAACUUCUUCUUCUGGUGAUCCAGAAAGCGAAGUCAAUCCAUUCGUUCAAUGUUUGAACUACAACAAGAUGUUGAAGAUCUUGAUGAGACUCUUUAAAUUCCUCAACAGAGAACAAAUCUUGACCAUUGCAGCGUUGAUUAUGUCUAAUUUGGAAAACUUGUCUGUGAUCAAAAAUGGAUCAUACACUACUUAUCCAGAUAAGAAAGUUCCUGAGAAAGUACUCAAGCUUGUUGAUGCUUAUUCGUUAACAUUUUCUAAAGUGUUGAUGAAUGCUGUUUUGGAGUUCAAGUUUAGUGAAAUCAUUGGCCUUAUUGUGAUUUUGAUUGAGCAUAAUAAUGUUGCGUUUGUUUCUACAACAAAGAUUGGUUUAACCAUCUUGACUACAUUAUUAUCUCGAGCAGAGUUGAUUAUCGGAGAAGCGCAAAUUUCAGCUACGGACUUGGCGGAAUGGUCCUCAUGUUAUGACGAGUUAUUCACAGCAUUGGAAUCUAGAAUUGCUGCUAUUUUCCCACCUAAUCCAAUCGAAGUUGAUGAUGGAUCUUCUAGAGAGAAUUAUAUUUGGCAAUUCCUUGCCACGUUAUCGGUUGGAGGUAAAUUGAGUCACCAGCGGAUUAUAGUUGAUGAAUUGAGAGAUGAAAUCUUUGGAGUGAUGAAGAGAGCAAGAGAGAUCGAUCCUCGUGAUAUGGCAAAUCUUUACAAGAAGCAAAACUUGUUGAACAAUUUGAACAUGUUUUUAGUCGUUAUGGGGCUUGUUGCCGAUGAAAAUGAAAUUAAAGAGCUCUAA